Molecule: messenger RNA, 657 nt
Organism: Colletotrichum tamarilloi
Lineage: Eukaryota; Fungi; Ascomycota; Sordariomycetes; Glomerellales; Glomerellaceae
Exons: 4
Coding region: 1-657 (218 amino acids)
Source: RefSeq, a predicted model, not a curated record
AUGAAGAUCAAGCGUGAGGUCGGUCCGCUGGAUCACCGCAGGAGACGGACUCGCUGUCUGCCAUGCGCCAAAAGGCGUAUCAAGGCCACAUCUACGACCGAAGUGCACUUCAUCAGCCCCAGAUCCUCUGAAGAAGGCAUGCAAGUCGCUGGACUACCGGCACACGUCAACAUACCCAGCGCUAUACUCUACCUUGACUAUUUUGAUCUCUUCAUGAAGCGCUGUCUGUUUACAGAUGAGUUCAGCGGCCUGGCUGCCGACCUCUUACCCCUGGCCCAAACAUGCUUGCCACUCGGGCAAGUAGUGACAGCGAUUGGCGCACUCGAAGCCAGCCGACGCGCAACAGUCAAGUCCUCUCGCGGGCAGCAGCCACCUUACAUCGUUGCCUUUGUGUCAUACGGGGAAGCCGUCAAGACGCUCCGAGCUCGACUGCAGGUAUCAAACGGGUUCCGCUGCGGUGGAGUUCUCUGGUGCACGCUACUUCUUGGGCUAUUCGAGUUGAAGUUGAUGACUGAAACUUCUGGAGACCUGUGGGCCAAACACAUGCUCUACGGGACGGCUAGGAUCAUCCAGAGCGUAGGAGCAACGGGUUCUUCGACCGUAUCGAGUCAAUUCCGGACACACUUCGACCUGGGCACCCGGCGAUACACGCUCUAG